UCUCUCUCCCCCCUUUUCCCUUUUGUUCCCCUCUCCCCAAAAUGUUCUGUUUCCCAGUGUGCCUCCCUCAUAACGGCUGAGACCAGGGUCUAGGCUGGAAGGAUGGACUCUGUACUGCUGCUGUCUCUGUGGGCUCUGGCUGGCUCUGUCUCUCUGCAGACUGCAGUCCAGGCAUCUGAUGCGUGUCCAGAGAGGCUGCUGGGUAACGAGCGGAGAAGGACGUGUCCAAAACCCUGUACACAGGACAAGGACUGUGGCAACAAGCGCCAGUGUCUGUGUGAUGGCCAGUGUGGCCUCAGCUGUGUGGCUCCAGGUCGUACUUGUCCCUGGCCCCUGCCCUCAGGGAACAGCUUUGUUGCUUCCCUCCUCUCUCCCACUCCCUCCUUCUCUGCCCUCCUCGAGGUGCGUUGUGACACAGGCUACAUGUUGCCCAAUGGCUUGGAUGCAGCCAUCCGUCGUUGCCAAGGCGACCGACAAUGGAGCGGUGAUGAUCCCAACUGCACAGCCCCCUUUGUAGCCCCCACCUCCCCCCAGGUCUCAUGUCCUUUAUCUGAGGAGUUGACCAACACCUUCAGCAUCGAUGGAUCCACAGUCGCUGGAACAACCAUCCGCUACACCUGCCUGUCUGGGGAGCUGGUGGGAAACAGUGAGAAUCUCUGUAAUAUUGAUCAGACCUGGCAGUACCCUCACCCCAUCUGUCAAAGGGUGUGGUGUCCGCCCCCCCAGGAGGUGAACCAGGGGUACCUGGUGGCGGUACAGAGGACUGAGUACGAUGUGGGUGAUGCCAUCUAUUACCUCUGUAAGAAGAACCACCUGCUGGAUGGACCCAACCGGGUCACCUGCCAGCCCAACGGCACCUGGAGCACAGUGCCCUACUGCAGAGCGCGCUGUCCAAUCCCAGCGGAGCGGAGCCGUGUUCUGAUUGGUGGGCUGAAGCGUUGGCCCUAUGACGUGACAGACUCGGUGGUUCCUCACGGAGAGAGCGUGACGUUCUACUGUAAACACUCCAGGAAGCAGUGCAGCUUCCCCUACACACAGACCUGUUUCGACGGCAGGCUCAACCCCCCCUUCUGCUACCUGGAACCCACCUGGCUGCAGUACAAACUGUUCCCUCAUCGGCUGGUGUCGGAGAUCGAGGCCUGCUCUCUUGUAGACCUGGACUAAUACCCCAACACUCCCAUCUCUAUCUCUUGUCCCCCUCUCUCUCAGCCUGUACCAAUGAUAGGCUCUACAUGUCUUAAUAACAGCUGUGUUAAUGAUAAUACAUGCAAUAAUACAGAAGUAAACGUAGUCAUGACUCAUAUAGUUCAAAUGUUCACUUCAUGUGCUGUUACCAUGCGACUCGGACUCCUCCCACUGCGGGAUCUGACUGACCUUACAUGUUGUUUUGUUUUAACAUAGUGUGUUCCUGCCCCAAGCUGGCCCUCAGGAUACUCCUCCUCCUUCUGUUGUUGACACACCAGGCCCUGAGGCUUGGAAGUUCUAUUGAUGUGACGGUUUUGAAAUAAAAACAACGUUUUGCUGUAA
This is a messenger RNA of Oncorhynchus keta (chum salmon), 1527 nucleotides long. RefSeq names its product ntl-dependent gene 5 (gene ntd5). Gene Ontology annotation, molecular function: peptidase inhibitor activity. Bases 103 to 1164 code for a protein of 353 amino acids. Gene Ontology annotation, cellular component: extracellular region. The record is from RefSeq and is a predicted model, not a curated record. The transcript has 8 exons. NCBI's taxonomy places the organism in Eukaryota, Metazoa, Chordata, Actinopteri, Salmoniformes, Salmonidae.